Messenger RNA from Bombina bombina (fire-bellied toad), 2541 nucleotides. RefSeq names its product interferon-induced transmembrane protein 5-like. The transcript has 2 exons. Gene Ontology annotation, cellular component: plasma membrane. The coding region runs from base 85 to 492 and encodes 135 amino acids. Lineage: Eukaryota; Metazoa; Chordata; Amphibia; Anura; Bombinatoridae. Gene Ontology annotation, biological process: bone morphogenesis; bone mineralization. The record is from RefSeq and is a predicted model, not a curated record.
UCACAUAAAGUCUCCUCUUAUAUCUUUAUUUCCUUCUGCACUUUUCUCACUGCUCUCUUCAGUUCAUUAAGGAAACCAAGCAGAAUGGACACCUCUUACCCCCGUGACGAUUUUUUUCUGACACCCCCUACAAAACCAGACAAUUCUCACACAGUUAUCACCGUCGGAGACCCCACACCACCUCGGGAUCAUCUGCUGUGGUCUGUGUGCAACACUGUGUAUCUGAACCUCUUCUGCCUGGGCUUUACAGCUCUGGUCUACUCUGUCAAGGCUAGAGAUCAGAAGGUUCUGGGAGACGAUCGGGCUGCAAGGAACUAUGGUCAGAAAGCUCGCUGCUACAACAUAUUGGCCACAAUAUGGAACGUCACUCUGCCCCUGUUGGUGCUGGCGCUGCUGAUCACAGGCAUUGUGCACCUCUCUCAGGUCGUCAACGCCUCUCUUGACCUGUUCAAUCUUCGGGGUUACUUGGUCAGCAGUGACGAUGACAAGUAGAAGCCAUAAGCCAAGUUGCUAUGACUGUCGGGGACACAGGAAGCCAGAAGAUUAUUUCCUAAGGCCACAGAUGAACACAAGGACUCCAAUGAUUCAAAUAUCUCCAACAUUACCGUCUUUAUACAUUUUAUCAACCCUGGUAGAAAAAAAAUCAAUCAUAGACUGAAACACAUCUGUAAAGUCAGGAAUCCAGAAAGUGUUUGUAAUGAGAAGCACAGAAUACAGAUAUUCACAAACUUCAUUAAAGGGACAUUGUACACUAGAAUUGCAUACAUGUUUUGUAGAUGAUCCAUUUAUAUAGCCCAUCUGGGUGUGUUUUUGUAACAAAUAUAUAGUUGUGCUUAUUUUUAAUAACAUUGUGCUGAUUUUCAGACUCCUAACCAAGCCCCAAAGUUUUAGAUGUAUACUGAUGUAUACAGACUUCAGACUGCUUCUGUUUAAUGGGUCUUUUCACUUGUAGGGGAGGGAGCAGGGUCUGCUCUCAGCCCCUCCCACUGGGUGUCCCAGCCUAACCUCAUCAACAGUGCUAAACUGGGAGCUUCUAAGUAAGAUUUUAAAUGGUUUUAUACUGGAUGUUUAAUAUCUGUGCAUAUUCUUCUUUAUAUUAGUGUCUAUUACAUGCAGUGAUAUGAAAAUUGGUGUAUACUGUCCCUUUAACAAAGUCUUAUUGUAUAUGAUGUCUUCUGCAAUGACCUCCAGAGAUGGAAGUCGCUUUAUGCUUUUUUUUUCCUUAUCAGAAGCAAUGUGAAUUCUGUUUGUAAUUUUAUGAUAAGCAUCUUAAAAUAGGUCUAUACCACUGACCUUUAACGUUAAAGGGAAUACAUAUUAAUUAAUGGGACAGUAUAGUGAAUUUAAAGUCAUGAUUCAGAUAGAGCAUGUAAUUUAAAAAAUCCAAUUUAAUGUUUUUGAUUUUUUCUUGGUAUCCUUUGUUGAAGAAUAAACCUAGGUAGGCUUAGGAGCGUGCACAUCUUUAUCAUGUUUGCACAUUGAAAUUGAUCAUAACCUUGUAAAAAAAAUAUCUAACGAAAAAUCAUUAGAUAAGCCUUUCUAACAGAUUGUGACUGCCCCAAAGAUUGCAGCAAUGUUAUAUAUUGUGCACACGCUUGAGCUCAUCAGGAAAUACCAAGAGAAUGAUGCAAAUUUAAUAACAAGUACAUUGGAAAGAUUUGUUUUAAAUUGCAUGAUCUCUCUAAACCAUGAAAAGUAUAUUUUAACUUUACUGACCCAUUAAAGGAAUAGUCAGUCAAAAGGAAAUGUUCAUGAUUCAGAUAGAGCAAGCAAUUUUAAGCAACUUUACUCCUAUUAAUUUUUCUUUGUUCUCUUGGUAUCUUUAUUUGAAAAAAAGUAAUAAUGUAAGCUUAGGAGCCAGCCCAUUUUUGGUUCAGCACAUGGGUAGCCCUUUCUGAUUGGUGUCUAAAUAUAGCUACCAAUUAGCAAGCGCUACCCAGGUUCUUAACCAAAAAUGGUCCGUCUCCUAAGCUUAAAUUCAAAUAAAGAUACCAAGAGAAUGAAGAAAAAUUGAUAAUAGGAGUAAAUUAGAAAGUUGCUUAACCCCAUAGUGACCAGACCAUUUUUCAAUUUUCUUACCCUUAAAGGGACAUUAAGCCCCCAAAAAUAUUGUAUGAUUCACAUAGAGGAUACAAUUGUAAACAACUUUCCAAUUAACUUCUAUUUUGUAAUUUGCUUAAUUCUUCAGAUAUCCUUUCUUAAAGAAAUAGCAAUGCACAUGGGUGAGCCAAUCACAGAAGGCUUCUAUGUGCAGCCACCAAUCAGCAGCUACUAAGCCUAUCUAGAUAUGCUUUUCAGCUAAGGAUAUAAAGGAAAUGAUGCAAAUUAGAUAAUAAAAGUAAAUUAGAAAGUUGUUUAACAUUGCAUGCUCUUUUCAAAUCAUGAAAGAAAAAAUAUGGGUUUCAUGUCCCUUUAAGGACCAGGGCUACUGUUACAUUUCUGCGGUGUUUGUGUUUAGCUGUAAUUUUCCUCUUACUCAUUUACUGUACCCACACAUAUUAUAUACAGGUUUUUCUCGCCAUUAAAUGGACUUUCUCAAGA